AUGAGAACGCUCCUGCAGCUGAGCUUGCUGGCGCUCGGAGCCGCCUGCGUCUGGACCCUUCCCGUCGAAAGCCCCAUGAGCACGGUGGUGAAAGAGACCCUGACACUGCUCUCCACUCACCGAGCCCUGCUGACAGGCAACGAGAGCCUGAGGAUUCCUGUUCCUGUACAUAAAAAUCACCAACUUUGUACUGAAGAAAUCUUUCAGGGACUAGACACACUGAAGAAUCAAACUGGACAAGAGAAUGGUGUGGAAAAACUAUUCCAAAACUUGUCUUUAAUUAAAAAAUAUAUUGACAUCCAAAAAAAAAAGUGUGGGGAAGAAAGACGGAGAGCAAAGCAGUUCCUGGACUACCUGCAAGAGUUUCUUGGUGUAAUAAACACCGAGUGGACAAUAGAUAGUUGA
Molecule: messenger RNA, 405 nt
Organism: Lemur catta (Ring-tailed lemur)
Lineage: Eukaryota; Metazoa; Chordata; Mammalia; Primates; Lemuridae
Gene: IL5
Product: interleukin 5
Exons: 4
Coding region: 1-405 (134 amino acids)
Biological process (GO): immune response
Cellular component (GO): extracellular region
Molecular function (GO): interleukin-5 receptor binding; growth factor activity
Source: RefSeq, a predicted model, not a curated record